AUGGAGGCGCUGCGGCGGCCGGCGCUGCCCGAGGUCGCGGUGCGCUCCCGCCUGUUCGCGGCGGCGGCGGCGGCGGGCCCGGGCGGCGAGGCGCUGCUGCGGCGCUGCGCUGAGCUGACCCUGGUGCGCUUGGCCCCGCUCCUGGCCGCCUGCGUGUGGCAGCGGCAGCCGUUCCGCCUGCGCUACGUGCCGGGCCGCGGCGAGAUCCCGGCGCACUUGGGCGGCACCGCGGAGUUCGGGGAUAACGUGGAGGAUGAGUGGUUCAUUGUGUACCUGCUGCGGGAGAUGAGCAGGGAGUUGCCGGGGCUGGCAGCCAGUAUUGAUGACAACGAUGGAGAGUUUCUUUUGAUAGAAGCAGCUGAUUUUCUCCCAAAGUGGCUGAAUCCUGAGAGCAGUGAAAACAGGGAAUGGCCCCUUUGCGGUAUUGAGUUCCAAGUGCAGAUGGCACAGACCAACGCUGGGAAAAGUUUCAGCAGCCACAAGAGAGGGGCAAGUUCUGUUGGAGCAGCCCCAUGUGAGAGUGCUGGCCCUGACUGUGGAGCUGAGGCUGCUGAGCUGGCAGCCCUGGAUGUGGACAUGAACCUGGUGGCAAAGCUGCUCGAGUCCUACAGUGCCCAGGCUGGCCUGGCAGGACCCACCUCGAGCAUUUUACAGAGCCUGGGGGUGAAUUUACCUGAGAGCUCAGAGCUCACUGGCAGCUGAGCAAGGCAGGGAGAGCCUUGGCACCAGACAUGGCUGCUGGGGAGAUGGAGCACAGACACACGAGCAGGAUGGGGGAGAAGAGGCCAAAGGUUUGAAUUUGGAGCAUUCUGUUCAUUAUGUGUCACUCCAGCAGAGUGAAUUCACCUGCAAAAGCUUCUGUUUGCACACUGUCUUGGGUGGAAAUGAGAUUUUCCCAGUGCUAGCACAAUUUCAGAAAACUGGAAAGUGAUGUUGAAUGCAUGACUCAAAUGAUGUUCUGUUUUAUUACAUAAUCUCUCUUCCAUUUUUCCUUUCAGUGAUCCAAUUUGCCACAUUUCGAAAAUGUCCUUUUACCCAUUGCUGAGUGGGUUCAAUAUCUGGGGAGCAGUUCUUGUUGUGAAAAUGCUGCUGCCUUCAGGGGCAGGUGGGGAAAUAGCACAUUGCAGGAAGAGUAAUUGGAUCAAAUGUGUAAAUACUGGCCAGAAGUAUUAUUUAAUUUUAUUUCAAUAAAAACAAAAAUACAUCUUGA
Molecule: messenger RNA, 1210 nt
Organism: Melospiza melodia melodia
Lineage: Eukaryota; Metazoa; Chordata; Aves; Passeriformes; Passerellidae
Product: protein ecdysoneless homolog
Exons: 5
Coding region: 1-702 (233 amino acids)
Cellular component (GO): nucleus
Source: RefSeq, a predicted model, not a curated record